AUGAUUGGAGUAGCAAGCGAUGUUUAUGUUUUGACUAUGCUUCGAAGAAUUGAGAAAGCAAAUUUAGAGCAACAAUUUCCAAUCAGAGUCCAAUCUGCUUUACAUAACCACCCGAAUGGCGACACGUUCAUGACAAAGCAUCAAGAUGAAUGCGAAAUGAAAAGUGAGAAAAUGCUGAGGCUAAAGAAAGCUUCCAUCAGUUGUCAGACACUUCAGUUCCAUAACGAGAGCGACAUAAAUAUUUACAAGCCAUUCGGACAGUAA
Molecule: messenger RNA, 264 nt
Organism: Clunio marinus
Lineage: Eukaryota; Metazoa; Arthropoda; Insecta; Diptera; Chironomidae
Source: the annotation of a GenBank genome assembly